Molecule: messenger RNA, 953 nt
Organism: Ochotona princeps (American pika)
Lineage: Eukaryota; Metazoa; Chordata; Mammalia; Lagomorpha; Ochotonidae
Product: putative POM121-like protein 1
Exons: 2
Coding region: 1-840 (279 amino acids)
Source: RefSeq, a predicted model, not a curated record
AUGGCCGCUGCCAAGGGCCGUCUUGUGAUCCGCGCGGCCCUGCAGCAGGCUCUGCUGUGCGUGUGGGUCUUGCUGGCAGCGCUCCUUGCGAGGUCUCAAGCUAGAGUGCUCCGUAGCAGGGCGCAAUUGAAGGGUGCUCGAGUUAGAGCCCGGGAGGAGGCAGCGAAGCCUGCGAACAGUCUCACCUUUACGGGCAGGCAUGGCACUCAGCACAGCAGUUCCCAGGCCAGUGACAGCACCCCUGCGUCGGCCUUCAGGCGCUUGCAUGUCAAUGGGGUCCUGGCUUCCUUUAUGCCCAGGCCGGGGCUUCUGAGAAAGACCCCGAAUCCCAAGAGACAGCAAAAGGAACCCAAAUUCCCCUUCAGGGUGACAUGCACCCACCGCAACCCCAUCACCAGCUCCUACAGCUCCACCACAGGGCCCUGGAGGCUCACAGCAAUCAAAGCCCGAGCUCCUGUCCGGGGGUCAAAAGGCAGGACCCCUGAAGAACCCACUCAGAGGGUCACCCCGGCCUCUAGGGUGCUCCACAGGGACAUCCCACAGGAGAAUCCUGCAGCAGCUCCUGAGGGAAAGCUUGAAUCCCAGAAACCUCCUGCACUGGAGCGAGACCCAUCCAGGCCCCGGCUGCGGAAGACCCCACUGCUGCUGCCCUACAGGAGACACGAGCCGCUCAUCCUGCCCGAGGCCCCAGACCCCGGCUACAGAGUCACCGCCAAUGACGUGGACAAGGAACGCCGUGCUGCGAGCCAGUGGAUCAACAGGGUCUUGAGUGAUGACUAUAUUGACAGCCAGAUGAGGUAUGCGAAUCGAGGAGGCCUCUUCAGGACACGGCUGCUGUGAGCUGGCUGGCAGCAUCUGGCUUUGCUCCGGAUAGCUGCUGCAGCACCCCCAUUUCAUGCCGGCAUAUGCUGGCAUGUUUUGAUGCCUGAAUAAGAUGCUCAUUUAAGUUCUUA